Messenger RNA from Bufo bufo (common toad), 1010 nucleotides. RefSeq names its product secretogranin V (gene SCG5). Gene Ontology annotation, cellular component: secretory granule. The record is from RefSeq and is a predicted model, not a curated record. Bases 6 to 644 code for a protein of 212 amino acids. NCBI's taxonomy places the organism in Eukaryota, Metazoa, Chordata, Amphibia, Anura, Bufonidae. Gene Ontology annotation, biological process: neuropeptide signaling pathway; regulation of hormone secretion. The transcript has 6 exons. Gene Ontology annotation, molecular function: enzyme regulator activity.
CCUCCAUGUUUGUAAAGAUGGAGACCAAUGUUGUCACCUCCUUGGUUUAUCCCAUUCUGGUGAUAACACUCUGUUUGAAUCCAGCUCUUGGUCAUAGUGUACGAAGCCCAGAUCGUGUGUCAGAGGCAGACAUUCAGCGGCUUCUUCACGGGGUGAUGGAAGAGCUGGGUAUUGCAAGACCAAGAGUGGAGUACCCUGCGCACCAGGCAGUGAACAUUGUGGGGCCGCAGAAUAUUGAAGGUGGCGCCCAUGAGGGAUUGCAGCACCUGGGACCAUAUGGUAACAUACCAAACAUUGUAGCAGAACUAACAGGGGACAACAUUCCUAAAGACUUCCGGGAAGAUCAAGGAUAUCCAAACCCUCCUAACCCAUGUCCAGUUGGAAAAACAGGUGAAGGAUGCUUGGCGGAUACACCAGACACAGCCCAGUUCAGCAAAGAGUACCAGCUUCACCAAAACCUGUAUGACCCGGAACACAACUAUCCAGGAUUGAACAAAUGGAAUAAAAAAUUACUUUAUGAGAAGAUGAAGGGCACCUCCCAGAGGAAAAAGAGGAUGGUGAAUCCAUACCUGCAGGGACAGAGGCUGGACAACGUUGUAGCCAAGAAGUCUGUUCCGCAUUUCUCUGGUGAAGAGGAAGAAUAAGCAAAACCAAAUGAGUGAGCGUUCUUUGCUGUGAUCCGGCCCGGCGUCCUAUCUGCUGCUCCAGAGCCCCACUGACUGGCAGCCUGUUUAUUAUUUAUAGACCUGUGAAUGGGAACCAGCUGGAUUUAUAACAUUAUGUUGUCAUAGGUAAUAAAAAAUAUAGACUUCUGCUUUCUGUUAAAUUAGAGCGGUAUCUUUUUCUUGUGCAUUUUUGCGAUGCUUUGAGAGGAAGUUUAACCAAUUGCUUGCUGCCACAUAGUGUCCGUGUUCAGAUGUAGUUACCAGUAAGACCCUGCCUCCUGUGUCCGGCUGCGGAGAUCGCUCACUACCUUCUUCAAGGAGUACUGUAAAUUAGAAAUAACCGCA